AUACCGGGAAGACUUAUAUCCAAACACCAAGAACCUCUAAUGCUGAUGCAAGUUCAAUGAGUGAUCAGUCUGCUGCGUUCACACGGAGUGUUUACAAACGGUGACGUCUCAUAUUAUUUAAGUGUGAAGAUGACAGAUUGCCAAGGAGACGGGGAAGCAGCAAAGAGUCCCAUGGAGCUGUAUGAGAAGUUGGCAGAACAAGGAGACAAAGUGAGGACAUUAAAAUCUGCAAAGGCUGAGAAAGCUGAAGUUGACGCCGCAGUCCAGUUGCUGCUAAAGCUGAAAAUGGACUACAAACAGUUGACAGGUCAGGAAUACAAACCUGGCUGUCCACCCUCAGAAAACUCCACAGAGAACGGCCCUGUAGAAGAUGAUUGCGAUGAUGAAGUUAACCCGUGGAAUGUCACUACCAGCAACGCUAAGGGUGUUGAUUACGACAAACUCAUUGUGAGGUUUGGCACUAGUAAAGUUGACCAGGAACUGGUGGACAGAAUAGAGAAAGUGUCAGGACAGAAACCUCACCACUUCCUUCGUCGGGGAAUCUUCUUCUCACACAGAGACAUGCAUCAAGUUCUGGAUGCGUAUGAGAAGAAGAAGUCCUUCUUCCUGUACACUGGCAGAGGCCCGUCGUCGCAGGCCAUGCAUGUUGGUCACCUCAUCCCCUUCAUCUUCACCAAAUGGCUGCAGGAUGUGUUUGACAUCCCCCUGGUGGUCCAGCUGACCGAUGACGAGAAGUACCUGUGGAAGGAUCUGACGCUAGAACAGUGCCACCAGUUUGCUGUGGAGAAUGCCAAGGACAUCAUCGCCUGUGGCUUCGACAUCAACAAGACCUUCAUCUUCUCUGAUCUCGACUAUAUGGGUGCAUCACCUGAAUUCUACAGGAACGUGGUUAAGGUUGAAAAGCAUGUGACAUUUAACCAAGUCAAAGGCAUCUUUGGCUUUACGGACAGUGACUGCAUUGGAAAGAUAAGCUUCCCAGCAAUCCAGGCGGCUCCAUCCUUCUGUAGUUCUUUCCCACAAAUUUUCGGGGACAAAAAGGACAUCCAGUGUCUCAUCCCAUGUGCCAUAGACCAGGACCCCUACUUCAGAAUGACCCGUGACGUCGCUCCGAGGCUCGGCUAUCCCAAACCAGCCCUGUUGCUCUCCACCUUCUUCCCAGCCCUGCAGGGGGCGCAGACAAAGAUGAGCGCCAGCGAUGCCAAUUCCUCCAUCUUUCUCACAGACACGGCCAAGCAGAUCAAAAAUAAGAUCAACAAAUAUGCCUUCUCGGGGGGGAAAGACACAGUGGAGGAACACCGUAAAUAUGGUGGCAAUGUAGAUGUGGAUGUCUCCUUCAUGUACUUGAGCUUCUUUUUGGAAGAUGACGAACAACUGGAGAAGAUCAGACAGGACUACACAAGCGGUGCGCUCCUAACCGGAGAACUGAAGAAGAUUUUGAUAGAAACCCUGCAGCCCCUCAUUGCCAUGCAUCAGGAGCGACGCAAGCAAAUCACGGAUGAGACUGUAAAGCAGUUCAUGACACCUAGGCCUCUGAAUUUUAAACUCUAGCUUGCUUUAAAGAACAAAUAUAAUGGCAAAUCAUAUGACUGGUAGAAGGAACACAACAGUGUGGUGUCUGUGGGUUGGGGAAGCUGUCAUUUACAGGAGGGAAGACAUGUGCCUCUGUGUCAUGUUAAGCAUUGCAAUGACCUCAUGCUGCGUGUCAUGCAUCACCUGACUAUUUCAAACUGGGGAAUAUGGAGUAGGACAGUUGUCACUGCUGUGCAUUUUUCAGAAUCAUAAUAUUUAAGGGACCUUUACCUGUUAUCUUUCUCAAGGCCGCUAAAUCAUGUCAUCAACAAGCAUGCUGUGUCUUAAUGUGUCUUUUUAUAUAUACUUGAAAGCCUCCUGUCCAGAGCUAUAUGCCACAUCCAAGCAUCAGUGUUGACAUUUAGCGACCUUUUAACACCUCACCCCAGAUAAACGGCUAUCAAUGAUUACAAUAAAAAUGGCAGAAUUCCACUUGGCAUGAUAUUGUGUGCUCUGUUAUGGUUUUCUGGAGCAUUUAAGCUACCACAGGUACAAACAUGAAGACUGCUUUGCUUUGGCUACCUUCUGAUCACCAGAUGACUGAUGUCAUAUUGUGUGAUAUUGGUAUCAAGAAUGAAAUAAUGUUCUGGCACAUCAACACUUUAAUGUGAUUGCAUAAUCUUGUUGGCUUUAAUUCAUCAUCAACCAGUAGUCAUACUGUACCAUUAAAAGUGAAUGAUACUACCUAA
Molecule: messenger RNA, 2258 nt
Organism: Dunckerocampus dactyliophorus (ringed pipefish)
Lineage: Eukaryota; Metazoa; Chordata; Actinopteri; Syngnathiformes; Syngnathidae
Gene: wars1
Product: tryptophan--tRNA ligase, cytoplasmic
Exons: 11
Coding region: 130-1548 (472 amino acids)
Biological process (GO): tryptophanyl-tRNA aminoacylation
Cellular component (GO): cytoplasm
Molecular function (GO): tryptophan-tRNA ligase activity; ATP binding
Source: RefSeq, a predicted model, not a curated record